This is a messenger RNA of Juglans microcarpa x Juglans regia, 1065 nucleotides long. RefSeq names its product probable zinc transporter 10. Gene Ontology annotation, biological process: zinc ion transmembrane transport. Gene Ontology annotation, molecular function: zinc ion transmembrane transporter activity. The record is from RefSeq and is a predicted model, not a curated record. Lineage: Eukaryota; Viridiplantae; Streptophyta; Magnoliopsida; Fagales; Juglandaceae. The transcript is spliced from 3 exons. Bases 1 to 1065 code for a protein of 354 amino acids. Gene Ontology annotation, cellular component: plasma membrane.
AUGACGACUUACCUUCUCAAGCUCAUCUCCAUCUUCUUCCUCCUCAUUUCUGCCUUCCCACCGCAAGCUCUUUCGGACUCCGGCGAAUGCCAGACAGAGUCGAACUCUUGCAACAAUAAGUCUAGAGCGUUGCCCCUCAAGAUCAUUGCUAUAGUCUCCAUCCUAGUUACAAGCAUGAUUGGCGUGUCUUUGCCCCUUGUUACACGCUCAAUCCCAGCCUUACAACCCGAUCGAAACCUGUUUUUGAUCAUUAAAUCUUUCGCUGCAGGCAUUAUACUUGCAACCGGGUUCAUGCACGUUUUGCCUGACUCUUUUGAUAUGUUAUGGUCGGAUUGCUUGAAAGAGAACCCCUGGCACAAGUUCCCAUUUUCAGGGUUUCUGGCUAUGUUGUCUGCAAUAGUGACCCUAAUGGUGGAUUCUAUGGCCACGUGUAUUUAUAGCCGGAAAUGCAACGCCGGAGUUACUCCAGACCAUAAUAUUAAUGCUGUCCGGGCAGAUCAAGAGAUGGCUGUUGUAAGUGCCGGGCAUGUCCAUGCUCACGGCCAACAUCAUGGGGCGAAGGCUGGAAGUGGAGAGAUACAACUUUUACGUUAUCGUGUUGUCGCCAUGGUACUAGAAUUGGGUAUUAUUGUUCAUUCAAUCGUGAUAGGGCUUUCACUAGGUGCCUCAAACAACACUUGUUCAAUAAAAGGUCUCGUGGCUGCCCUUUGCUUCCAUCAAAUGUUUGAAGGGAUGGGUCUUGGGGGUUCCAUUCUCCAGGCAGAGUACAAGUUCUUAAAGAAGGCUAUCAUGGUGUUCUUCUUCUCUGUGACAACCCCAUUUGGGAUUGCCUUGGGGAUCGCGUUGUCAAAAACGUACAAAGAGAAUAGCCCUAGUGCUUUGAUAACGGUGGGACUGCUUAAUGCAUCAUCGGCUGGACUUUUGAUCUACAUGGCUUUAGUUGAUCUUCUUGCAGCGGAUUUUAUGGGUCCAAGGAUGCAGGCUAGCAUCAAGCUCCAGAUCAAAUCUUACAUGGCGGUUCUUUUGGGUGCUGGUGGCAUGUCUUUGAUGGCAAAAUGGGCUUGA